AUGGCAUCUGCUGGAGAUCGUGCUUCCGCUCCUGGAACAAAGGGGGGCAAGGGGAGCAAGCCCAAGACGAGGAGUGUGCGUAGCCUUCUAGAGCCGCCGCCCGUACAGGCUGCAACGACGUCUCCAACAGCAGGAUCAGGGAGUAGAAGGGAAGCAUCUCAAAGUGUUGCAUCUAGUGGAACUUGUGAAAGUCCAGCUACAGUAGCAUCAGUGGCAGCAUCAGUUGAGAUUGAUGCAACAGAGCAGGUUCAAGUGCCAAUUAAUGUCGACAAUGAUGAACAAGAGGAUGAUGAGCAAGCUCGCCUUUCUGGCAAGAGGUUUAAGAAAUUGACAUCGUGGGUCUGGAGUUAUUUCACCAAGAAAAAAGAGUAUGGCAACUUAUAG
Striga asiatica is the source of this 384-nucleotide messenger RNA. The record is from the annotation of a GenBank genome assembly. Lineage: Eukaryota; Viridiplantae; Streptophyta; Magnoliopsida; Lamiales; Orobanchaceae.